Molecule: messenger RNA, 1840 nt
Organism: Myxocyprinus asiaticus (Chinese sucker)
Lineage: Eukaryota; Metazoa; Chordata; Actinopteri; Cypriniformes; Catostomidae
Product: tetratricopeptide repeat protein 1-like
Exons: 8
Coding region: 82-1146 (354 amino acids)
Molecular function (GO): protein binding
Source: RefSeq, a predicted model, not a curated record
CAGCAAGCGAGGAACCGGAAGAGACGUUAUGACUCAUUUCUAGAAGAAUUAGAGGUCAAAGUGAUUUGAUGUCUUCUCCAGAUGGAGAGGGAAAUGGAGACACUCUCAGCCACCAUGGCAAACACGUUGCAGGUGUCAGAGACCAGGAAGAACACUGCAGACAAGGAGGAAGACUGUUUCUAUGACUGUGAGGACACAUUAUCUGUAGAAGAUACAUUACUGGCUGAACACACAGAGGUGGCUCAAAGCGAUAGACUUGAAUCAGAUGCCAGGACUGAAAAAGACAAUUCUGAAGUGGAGAGACUGGGAAACAUAGAUGCCCCUGACCGAUCGUGUUUGGAUAAAACAUCAGCAGCAGACUUUGAUGGGAAUGAGGACAGAUCGGUUGAAAAGAGGCAUUACUCAUUGGCAAAAGACCCAGGAUUUGGGGAAGACAAAAAUGAAGAACAGGAGAAUUGGGAGAGAUUUGCAGAGGAUGAUGAGAAGAUGGACAGUGACUCGGAUUCAGAAUUUAAAGAGACGGUCAAGGUGACCGAGUACGAUGAAGAAAACCUGCGUGAACUAGAGAAAGACUUGACGGAAGAAGAGAAAGAAAGCAGAAGAAAGGAGAGCAUAGAGCUGAAGGAGAAGGGCAACACCCAGUUCAAGAGCGGCGAACAUGUAGAAGCUGAGGAGUCUUACACAGUCGCUCUGCAAGUGUGUCCUGUGUGCUACAGCAAAGAGAGAUCCAUCCUCUUCUCUAAUCGAGCUGCGGCACGCUUGCAUCAGGAUAAAAAGCAGGAUGCUAUCAGAGACUGUUCUAAAGCCAUAGAACUGAAUCCAAAUUAUGUUCGUGCCAUUCUGCGGCGAGCUGAACUCUAUGAGAAGACAGACAAGCUUGAUGAAGCCCUAGAGGACUACAAGACUGUCUUUGAGAAAGACCCGAGCAUCCCUGCAGCUAGAGAGGCGUGUAUGAGGUUGCCACGGCAAAUUGAAGAGCGCAAUGAGAAGCUGAAAGAAGAGAUGAUGAGUAAGCUCAAGGACUUGGGCAACAUGAUUUUGCGACCCUUUGGUCUCUCCACCUCCAACUUUCAGGUCAACCAAGAUGCCAACACAGGAUCCUACUCUGUUAAUUUUGUUCAGAAUCCAAAUAACAACAACAGAUAGCAAUCUAGCAUCUCUUUUAAAGAGAUAGUUCACCCAAUAAUGAAAAUUGGUUUUCAUUUGCUCACCCUAAUGUUUUUCCAAACCCAUAUGACUUUCUUUCUUCUGUGGAAAACAAAAAGAGAUGUUAGCUUUCAGUACGUUUUUGCCAUACAGUGAAAGUGAAUAGUGAUUGAGACUCAUUCAGCCUAAAAGAUAAAAAAAAGUCAUGCAGGUUUGGAACAACAUGAGGGUGAAUAAAUGAUUACAGAAUUUCAUUUUUGGGUGAACUAUCUCUUUAAUUAAAUAAUCAUCAGAACUAUCAACCCAUUUAAGUGUUCGGUCACUCGUGAGCUUUUGAGUCAUCCCCUAACUGCAUAAGAGCUUUAUUAAAGAAUUGUUUGUCACAUCAAGUGAUUUCAGCUGUUUCCAUUUGAUUUGACCAAUUAAAUUAUCAGCUUGUGUUUUCAAGUGGCUUUUGGUUUGUUUGUUUGUUUGUUUGUUAGUUUGAUUCUCUUUUGCCGUUACAUGAAUUUUAUGUUGGCUAUGUUCAGAAUAUAACAUGGCUAUUAGUGUGGAAGCUGGUGUCAGUGAUAACCACAGACUGUUCGUUAGUUCUGAAGAAUUAAGUAAUUGCCCUCAUCACCCAAAUUUAAAAAAUAAAACAUGCAGUGCUGUCUUCAGAUACCUGUGUUCAUAUUAAACCAGCAGUAUGUUG